Molecule: messenger RNA, 1513 nt
Organism: Trematosphaeria pertusa
Lineage: Eukaryota; Fungi; Ascomycota; Dothideomycetes; Pleosporales; Trematosphaeriaceae
Product: TRAUB-domain-containing protein
Exons: 3
Coding region: 29-1486 (485 amino acids)
Biological process (GO): maturation of SSU-rRNA from tricistronic rRNA transcript (SSU-rRNA, 5.8S rRNA, LSU-rRNA)
Cellular component (GO): nucleolus; nucleus
Source: RefSeq, a predicted model, not a curated record
CCUCACAAGAAGCUCAAUUUCAGCCACAAUGGGGAAGUCGAAGCUUAGUGACUUUGACCCAGAAGCGCUCCUCGAUCCCGCGCCGUCCAGCUCCAGCGAAGGGGAAGAAUCUGAUCUUUCUGGCGCCGAAGACACAAAUGCGGGCCGCGAACACUACGUCGACGUCGGGCGAAGCAAGUUGCGAAAGCCGGGGGUUGCACCGCUGGGCCCAAAAUACACGUCGAGCCGGAUAACUCGCGAUGUCGUAGGGGACGACGAUAGCGAUGAUCCAUUUGCGAGGGCCUUCGACGAGGAGCCUGAUAGCGAGGAGGAGGAUGCCUAUGUGAACGGCAUUGCAGAUGAUGGGGAGAUCAGACAGAGCGAAGGCGAGCAUGACGAAUUGGAUGAAGACGGCGACGAGGACUCCGAUGAAGAGCUGGAGAGUGCGCAAAGCGCAGGAGGGGAGAAUGAAGAGGACGAGGACGAGAACGAGGACGAAGACGAGGAAGACGAUGAAUCUGAAGACGAAUCCGCAACCCAGUCAGCCAAGGUUCGCGAACUGAUGCAAGACUCGAGGUCGCUGACCACAAGCCUCGCCGCUGCACAUCAGACCGAUCUGAGCAAAGCUGCGGCAAUUAAGAUGCAGCGAAAAACUUUUGAUGCCCUUCUCAACACCCGUAUCAAAUUGCAGAAAGCGCUCGUCAGCAUAAAUUCUGUCGCUGUGGAUGCAUACCGGGAAGAGACAGCACCAGACGCUUCCGAGGCCGCAGAGGCAUCUGCACUGCGACUUCUCAGCAAUCUUACAGAUCUAAGAGCUUCACUCGAUGAAGCACGUACGGGACAGAAGCGGAAGCGAACAUCCUUCAUAUCCAGCACGCCACCCUCCGAGAUCUGGGAAUCCAUCCGUGCAUCGGAAUCCAGAGCUUUGCCUCACCGGAAAGCCAUUCUGGAACGAUGGUCCGCAAAGACGCGCGGAGCCUCUCUUGCAUCUGCCAAAGGGCGUCUGAAUGCCGGAGCGCAGCAGAGCCUUACGGACGUCCUUAGCUCCCAAAUCUCGAACUCGCAACGGCUCGUCGAGCGCACCACGGUCCCUCGCUCUUGCGCUCCGCAGCAACUUGCCGCUGGAUCUGCUUCGGAUCUGAAUAUAUAUGAUGAUGCGGAUUUCUACGGCCUUCUCCUCAAGGAGCUGCUCGAAAAUCGCUCAUCUGAUCUCUCAAGCAACGGGGCGGCGUUUGUCUUGGAAGCGCCCUGGAGGCAGGCAAAGACCAAGAGAAACGUGGAUACCAAGGCGAGUAAAGGUCGUAAGCUGCGCUACACGACUCACGAGAAAUUGGAGAACUUCAUGGCCCCAGAGGACAGGGGACUUUGGGGUGACCGUCAACGAGAGGAACUGUUCUCAAGCCUGUUUGGUCAACGACUCGGGCUCGGCGAGCAUGACGAGGUCGAGAGCGAGCAGGAAGAUGGAAUUGAUGCCGAAGAGGACGGUCUAAUGCUAUUUAGAAGCUAGUAUUUCAGAGGUAUCAAACGAGCUUGG